AGAAGUGCGCGAUCGUAAGGAGAGGUGCGUUCGGCGCUCGAUCGCACGGCAGAAGUCCUCCGACUCGCGGAGGAACGCCGUGUCGGCGGCGCUCGUAGCAGACGACACUGUUAGUAAAAAUAAAGUGUCAUUGUAUAUUUGGAUCGGUUCUCUCUCGUGUGUGCGAGUGGGGUUCGAGAAAAAAGCACAGGAUUAUCAAAAGGGGGGCGAGUCUUCGGGACAUUGAAAAUUCGAUCAUAUAUUAACGUCGUCUUGUCUACGGUGGUAACAAAGUAGUAGUAAUAGCGGUGAGAGGGCAUUAUCGUGGUAACGUGUGCUUCCCUCUCCCAACGACAAUGAAGAAGAAUUGGUUCUCUACGAGAAAUUUUUAUUUUAUCGAGAAAGAGGACCGCGAAAACAUCGUUUUGUGGCAGUAAUUACGGUUGAAGCGAUAAGAAGAAAGAGAAGGAGAGAGAUAUAGAGAGAAAGAGAGAGAUAGAAAAGAGAAACAGGUAGAGGGGAAGAACGAAGAGAGAAAGAGAGAGAAGCCAAGAAAGGAAGGCGACAGCAAACGCUAUACGACGACGACGACGACGACGACGACGACUAGAGAGGGUAGAGGGAAAGAAAGAAAGAAAAGAAGAGAGAGAGAGAGACAGAGAGAGAGGGAGGGAGCGGGUGUAUAGAGGGCUGACGACACGGUGGGGUAGACGGCGGGUUAGGCGAUGAAGUAGGUGGCGGGACGAAGGGAGGGUUGAAGGAAAAGCUAGGAAGAGGUACCGCCGUCGUCCCCUUCCCCUUGUGCUCUAGCUGCACCCUUCGCUCGCACGCAAUCAUGGCUGCCUAGCACAGGGCAUCCUAAUCAUCUUGAAAAUUUAGUGCCGAGGAAUGUAGGCGACGAAAGUACGGAUCAAAACAAUAAUAUAACUAUGACGAGCGAGGAUUUAUUACAGCCUGGCCAUGUGGUCAAAGAACGAUGGAAAGUGGUUAAAAAAAUAGGGGGUGGCGGAUUUGGUGAAAUAUACGAAGGCCUAGAUUUAAUGUCAAAAGAGCAGGUUGCUCUUAAAGUGGAAUCCGCACGUCAGCCUAAACAGGUUCUUAAAAUGGAAGUUGCUGUAUUGAAAAAACUGCAGGGUAAAGAACAUGUUUGCAGAUUUAUAGGCUGUGGUCGUAACGAUCGAUUUAAUUACGUUGUAAUGCAAUUGCAAGGCAAAAAUUUAGCUGAAUUAAGACGAGCGCAGCCAAGAGGUGCUUUUUCAUUAUCAACUACUUUACGACUAGGUCUUCAAAUUCUGAAAGCAAUAGAAAGUAUACAUCAAGUAGGCUUUCUUCAUAGAGAUAUUAAACCUUCAAAUUUUUCUAUUGGACGCCAAUCAUACAAUGCUAGGUUGGUAUAUAUGUUAGAUUUUGGUCUAGCCCGCCAGUUUACAACGGGUACUGGUGAAGUUAGACCACCCCGUGCUGCUGCAGGGUUUAGAGGAACCGUCCGGUAUGCAUCUGUUAAUGCACAUAAGAACAAAGAAAUGGGACGACAUGACGAUUUGUGGUCUUUGUUUUACAUGCUUGUAGAAUUCGUUAAUGGUCAACUACCAUGGCGUAAAAUAAAAGACAAAGAACAAGUGGGUUUUAUGAAAGAAAAGUAUGACCACCGCUUACUUUUAAAGCAUCUCCCAUCUGACCUACGCUUGUUUUUGGAACAUAUUCAGAGUCUGGGAUAUGCAGAUGAACCAGAUUAUGCAAUGUUAGCUGGUUUGUUUGAACGAUGCAUGAAACGUAGAUGUGUGAAACCAAAUGAUCCUUAUGAUUGGGAAAGACCAUUGAUAGCUAAUGAAGGUUUAUCAACUACCAGAUCAUUACCUACAGUUACUGUUCCUCCUGCACUUACAACAGCAACUGCUAUUAAUCAGCCUCCAACCAUACCAACUGUAGAUACAAACAACCAAGAAAAUGUUGAACCAGACAACCGAAAAGAGUUAGAUGCACUGAUGGAUUAUGAAAGUGUAUGUAGAAGGAACAGACAACGUGAAGUUGAAAGUUCUCCAGUACCAUUUGCAUCAGCUAUUAGUAAUCAUGGUCGAGAUAAAAAUUGUAAUGCAACAAUACCUACAACAGAUAAUACUCAGCCUGGUACACAGAAUACUGCAAUUCUUCCUGUAGUUCAAGGUUCUCCGAAAAAAAGGCGUGCUUUAUCAAUGGCAGUAGAACCACAAACUCCUGCUACAACAGUAGAAAAGCAACUGGACAAUGAAGGUGAUGCAUUAAUGGCGUCUGCUUGUUCAGCUUCUGAAGUUCCUCGUUCUAAAGUAAUGUCAAAUGCAGUAACUCCAUUAAGAAAAUCUGCAAGUGGCGCAACGUUUGCCCGUUUGCGUGUUGCUACUGCUCCAGAAAAAACUUCUGGUGAACCACCAAGUCCACGUGUACAAACUGAAGUGGAUGCAUCUUACUGCUCAUAUGAUGUGACUAAUACAAAAUACAUAGGAAAUCAAAGUCCCCAGGUUACUGAACAGAGGGAACCAUUACGACGGGAACCAAGAAGAAGAACAGAUGGGCGACAGCAAGGAAGAGCAGGACGUGCUACUGUACGGGAUUGCUCCAUUACGCAGUUUGCGCAGAUAGAUGACGACAAUGUGUCAGCCUUACAACAAGUGACAAAAGGUGGUGGUGGAUUAACAUUAGCUUCACAAUGGAAAUCGCAAUUCGAUGAUUCUGAAGAAACAGAUAAUGAAUGGAAAGGUGAAAAUUUACAAAGUCCCGAACAUAAGGGUACGAAUCCACCAUCUUUGGUUCCACAGACAGCUGCUAAUGAAGCUAAUACUACAACAACUUCAAUACCAGUACCAGCUGAUACAAAAGCAGCAGGUCCACACCCAAGUAGUUCAUCAAAUACAGUACAACAGCAUGUGGUAGUACCAACAGCUUUAUCGCGUAUAAGUGAAGAUUCUCCACGUCCGGUAGUUCCACAUAGAUGUUUAAAUAUUGCUGGUAUAGAGAAAUAUCCAGAACUUCAAGGAGCCCUUCCACGUGCUUGGAGCGUUCCUACAUUAGCACCGCACGUUCGUAGCCAUCUUGAAGCUCCAUUGGUUCAACAAGCUGCAUUUGAUGACUUAUUUUACGAAGUAGAUGUUAUGAGAAACAUUGCUACAAGAUAUGAUGAGCCAAGACAAAAUCCACCACCAAGGAGAGCUAGUGUACCUGCUGUUGCUUUUUCACCUCAUAACACUGUGCCAAGCACUCCUGCUGGCGAUGAAGAAGAAGAAGCUGUAGCAGGAAAGCUUGAAAUUAGAGUAGUAGAUGCAACUGGAGGAGCUACAGUAAUACAAACAAGUGCAGAUAGGGAACCACUACAAAGAAAAUUAACGAAUGGUACUGCAGGUAGUCCAGCUAGCCCAAAUCCAGGGCCUGAAGAACCAUCAGUUUAUUACGAUGCAAAUGAAAGUCGGGUACCUAUUAACAAUAUUCAGAAUAAAGAGUCUGGUGCUACCACUGCCGUAACCACUGUUUCAAACUCAGUGCCAUUACUGCGUGAAUAUAAGGACAAUAAGGAGAAGGAAGCACCUUGCAGAACGUAUAGUAUUCACAGUAAAAUACCAAUACCAGUGAAGAGUCCUAAAUGUUCAUUAUCCGAAUCAACUCCUGAAACUAAUACACCAAAUACUAGGACUGGAACAGGAAGUGAAGUAGAAAAAUCACCAGCACCCGUGGUUGUAACUAAGGAAAGAGAAACUACUAUCAAAGGUAAACCCUUGACAGUACAUAUGGAGGCACCUGCACUUCGUCGUUGUGCUACUUUACCUGAUGCAAGACCAAAUAUGUCACCUUUAACAUCGGCUAGUUCGGCGGAAGAUGACAAUUUAACUGGUUGUACACCAGCAUUACGCCGUCGAAGACAAAGUGAAAAGUAUGUAACAGAUGCCAGUCAACUAAAUUUACGAUUUCAAAGACCACAACGUAGGAUGAGGCCAAAUUCUGAAGUAUUACCAAGAUGCUUCCCUAGAGGUGUACCUUCGCAUCUAUUAGGAGAAGGUGGUAAAAGAACAGAAGAAAGCAGUGAUAAUGAUUCUGAUAGCAGUGGUCCACAAAACGCUCAACCUCCACCGCCGCCAGCAACUCUUCCACCUCAUGUAGCGGAAAAUAAUGCUAGGUGUCGCAGAUUUAGACCUAUACCAGAUACUACGGUAGUUAGCAGAGAAUCGUGAGAAUUAGUGUUCAGAAUUUCCCAAGUCUUUGCUUAUAUUACAAUCAAGACAAUUCUACCACAGCCAACUGGGAGUGUGAUACUUUCUUGGAAGAAUACAGCCUUCAUAGUAAUCCGAGAUGCUCAUUAGAACUUAAAGACUUUGCUGAAAGGGAUGGAUAUUCAUUGUUAUUUUAUAAGAGAAGCACAGCACUAUAUUAUUUUGGUAUGUGAUCGCGUAAAAUAUUGUUUUAAAACCACAUUUUCAAUUAAAUUAUCGUUAUUUAUGACAUGAUACAUUUUUUUAAUUUUUAGGACGUAUAAUUUACAAAUUGCAGUAGGCUGAGCGUAAUUGUAAAUACUUCUAUUUUCGGUGUACAUUCAGUAUAAAAAAUCGAAAUACUCAAAUAACGAUCAUUAGAAAUUAUAUCUUUUUAAUCGUGAAAAUCUUUAAUAUAAUAUAACUUGGCAGUUAUAUUUUAUAUUAAAUCUAAUUUAUUUCAAUAAAUAGCUGUUUGGUGAUUCUAACUUUUUAUUUUUUCUGUGAAAAAAAAUAUUCGUAUAUUUAUUUAUUUAUUUUAUAUAAUUAAAAUUAUAUUAUUAAAUGAUAUUUAAUUUUGUCAGAAAUAUUGACAGAAUGUUUAAGAUAAUAUAUUUUAAAAACACUAUAAUAUACAAUACUGUUUGUGCACUGAAAAUUUAUUUUGAAGUUUAAAUUGCAUAAAAUAUGAUGUGUUAAAAUGUGUUUGAGGACUACAAAACAAUGCUUUGUUAUAACUUUGAUCAUGUAAUGCCCUUGGGUGUUAAAUUAUACAUGAUACAGAAUUACACAUAUACAUACAUCAUGCGCGCGCGCUCGCGUAUAUACAGAUGUAAAUUAUACUAAUAAUGCUAGAACUACAUAUGGAUUAUACUUAGCAAUUUUACAUACAAUGUAAAGCACUCAAACAAAAAGUUAUGCCUGAUGCUAAACACAAAUUCAUACAUAUAAUAGUUACAACUCUGAUCAGUAUAUCUUAUUUACAGUUUAAAUUGCAAAGGAAGCAAAUAUUUAUCUUAUAGAAGAUAAUUUUGAAGUAACCAUUAAUCCGGGCGAGUAUGCUAGUCUUUAAAAGCCCACUACAGGAAUCAACAGAAUGCAACAAUUUUUCAGUAACAUCAUCCAGAUUGUUUGUGUAUCACAUUAAUUAAUAAUUUAAACAUACUGGAUAUUUAGUAUAUCUAUUGGUAACAGACAUUAUGAUUGAUAUGGUUUUAAACUUUCUUUUUAUCACACUGUGCAAUACUAGAGUUGUUAAAAACUGUGAUCAUAAGUUGCAAGAAACUUAUCAAGUUGAUCACGAUCUCCAAUAUUGUUCCGUACAAGCGAAAAUAACAUGAAGUUGAAAUAAGCAAUGUUAGAUCAUCGGUUGUAAGCUGCAUUUUUUAUUUAGGGCUAUUAGAAUAUUAUAGCUUUAUUUUAAUAUUCUAUUAAUUUCAUAAUGAACUAUUUUUUUUCAUUUUACCAACUAAUUACAAAUAUACUAAAAAUAUCUAAUGGAUGUCCAAAUAACUUAUAAUUCAAGAUUUAGACAAUAUUUUGGGAAGUAGAAAGUACUUUUAUUGAAAAUUGAGUAACAUAUUUUAUUGAUAACUUUAUCUAAUUCUUUUAUUCAAAUAUUAUGCAGCUUUUCCUACGAAUAACCAAUAAUUCACAAGUGAUUAAAAUCUAGUGAUUCUUAAAACUAGUCAAAUAGAAUUCUAUAGUGCUGUAUUAUUAAAAUCAAUUUUUUGAGUAUAAAGUCAUUAUUUUGUACAAGAAAAGAUUUUGUGCAAUUUAUGAAAUUUUUCAAGCAGUAAUAUAAGAUAUAAUGAUUAGUUUUCAAAGUAAAAAAAAAAAAUUUAAUUAUUUAUUAACAAAAGAGACUAACAUUUUAUUUUUGGUUAAAAGUAAAAUGUUCUCGCAUAUUUUUAUUGAUCAAACAUUAAAAACAAAAUUAGGAUAAACCUGUAAGUAUAUAUUUGGACAAAUAUAUAUGAAAGGUGCCACACAAAGACAUAGCUAUAAAAGUAAAGAAUAUAAAUGCAAUUUACUAGUAAAAUACUAGUCAAUCGUCGAUUCUCUCUCUCUCUCUCUCUCUCUUUCUCUCUAUAUAUAUAUAUAUAUAUCUACAUUUUUAGAUAUAUUAAAUAUAAAUUGUUUUCAAAUGUGUUAGUUUGGUUUUCAAUUAUAAAAAAGUGAAAGUACUAGAUAUCUAUGGGUAUUCACUUGAAAUUUUAUAGAAUUGUGGAAAUAAAUAAAAUGUUUUUUUUUUUUUUAAUUGUGUAAAUAAAAUAAUGGGGUAUGUAUCUGUGUUUGAAGCUAUAAGGUAUAUAUCACAAAUGUACAAUGUACGGUAUGUAUGUACAUGCACAUACGUAUAUUGUUGUGUAAACCCAUAUAGUACAAAACGCUCUAUUAAAUAAAAAGGACUAUGAUUCAAAUUAAUUGUGAAUUUAGACUUCACUUUGUGAAACUGAUGCUGGAGUAUUCCGCAAUUUCGUAUGUUUAAGAAAAAUCAGAAAAUGUCAUAAUAAAUCAAUGAUUUAAUAAAUUA
Vespula vulgaris is the source of this 6729-nucleotide messenger RNA. It is a transcript of the gene Asator, whose product is annotated as tau-tubulin kinase homolog Asator. The record is from RefSeq and is a predicted model, not a curated record. Lineage: Eukaryota; Metazoa; Arthropoda; Insecta; Hymenoptera; Vespidae. Gene Ontology annotation, molecular function: ATP binding; protein serine/threonine kinase activity. Bases 909 to 4175 code for a protein of 1088 amino acids. Gene Ontology annotation, biological process: peptidyl-serine phosphorylation; signal transduction. The transcript has 15 exons. Gene Ontology annotation, cellular component: cytoplasm; nucleus.